This is a messenger RNA of Marasmius oreades (fairy-ring Marasmius), 936 nucleotides long. RefSeq lists its product as uncharacterized. Bases 152 to 565 code for a protein of 137 amino acids. The record is from RefSeq and is a predicted model, not a curated record. NCBI's taxonomy places the organism in Eukaryota, Fungi, Basidiomycota, Agaricomycetes, Agaricales, Marasmiaceae. The transcript has 8 exons.
CUCAGUCUGAUCGACAGGCACCAUGCCAUUUACGGCUAGUAUUUUGCCCGAAUUAGGGGGUACCUCAUUUGGACAUAAAUCAAAAUUACAAUGACUGUCUAGUAGCAAUCCUUUCUUCUCUCUCGACUUCCAAAACCCAUCACGCCUUUUAAUGCUCCUUCAUUCAUAUCUCGUUGUACUCGCUCUUUCCAUUCUGACGAGUGCUGCACCCAUCAGUUGCUUGCAGGAAAGUGAUUCGUUGGUUGCCCGAGUAGAGAUGAGCGGGAGUGGAAUCGAUAUAUGGUCACCCGCACAACAAGAUAUGCCAACGCGGAAGCGAGAGGCCAAAGUAAUUAUAGAGGUUGAAGCUCGCACACCACCGCACACUGCAGUAUGGAGACGAAAGGCUGAAGCUGAUUCGGAAGUGGACUUGGAGGUGCGCAACCCUCCACACACUGCAGUAUGGAGGCGAAAGGUUGAAGCUGAUUCGGACGUGGACUUGGAGGUUCGCACGCCACCACACACUGCAGUAUGGAAGCGUAAAGCCGAGGUCGAUGCCCGUCCACCACCAUUCAUAGCAGCAUAGAAACAUGCUUACCGACUCACUCUGAGCAUUUCUACGCAGGGGCAUCUCCUCAGAGCUUGUUACUCCACCGUUUCACCUGUAAAUCCUCAUUCGUUCCCUCCUUUCUGCUCUUGCCAGUUGUACCACAUAUUCUCGCAUGUUUUUCGCUCGUCCAUUUCUUCUGUCUUUACGUCUUGUCAACAUCCCAUAGUGGAUCAGUUCUUACAGGCUUUCGGUUGCAGUUCUACAACCAUUUUCUCUCCGUUCAUUCAGGCACCCGAUACGUCGCCGGCUCCGCUCUGCUCGUUUCUUGGACAUCCUUAGCCAGAUUGGCAGUAUUUUCUUUCAGAUGUACACAGUUUAUAAUUCGUUAAUAAGCAACUCGUGAGCCC